AUGGCUAAGACAGGACAGGUUGACCGACUAGAGAAUGUUGUAUACUCCGGUCAAGGUGCUCUGGUGCUUUCUCUUUCUAAAUCCUGGAACGAAGAUGUGAGAGGACUUAUCAAAAAUAUUCCACAAAUUCAGGAAGAGAUAAACAACAUUCAUUCCAGUGUCCAGGAGGAACACCUAGAAAACCUUACUAACAUAAAGAAUGUAAAAGCUAAGCUGGCAGUUCAAGAAAAAAAUUGGAAUUCCUUAGUUGACAUAGUUCUUAGAGGGGAGGGUUCAGCUCUUCUAGGCUUAGAUUCAGACGAUCCUGAAGUUUCCGAAUUUCUGUUAAACAUUCCAAAUUUUGAAGAGAAACGUCGAAAAAUUCAUCAAGCUGUUGCCUCUGGAUCCUUGAAGGAGCUACGUCUACACCUGGACAGAAGAAAGUUCUCCCAAUCCUUGGAUCCUGGAACCCUGGUCAAUAUUCUACACAAAUCAAUUCUUUUCGGACACUCACAACUUUCAAGAUAUUUGAUAAAUUCCUUUCCAGAGCUGAUAAAUCUGAAAGACUCAAGGGGCCGAACUCCCCUCCAUUAUGCUGCUUGUUUAAAGGAUGAAUAUAAUCUUUAUAAAAUUAUGAUAAACAAAGGAGCAGCAACAUCGACACAAGAUCAGGAUGGACUAACUGCAGGGCAAUACUUGAAACUUGGAAAUAAGUUUACAAAAGAAAAACUUCUUCAAUUUGUUAGUUCCGGGGAACAUGGAAUUGGACUGAAAUAUGGAAAAUCAGGAAUAGUGAACCAGGAGUCCGAGAAAUCAUAUUCAGAUUUGGAACCUAAUCAAGAGCAGAUAUCUGAUUCCCUGGAUGGAGAAACUAUAAAGCAGAUAGAACGAAAGUUUGUUAAACUGCAAACUCUAAAUCAAAAGUGUUUACUGAGAAGGAUAUUGACUAGAGAACUGUACAGUACAAUUCAAACAAGUCAGAGGGUCUGUUGUAAGUGGAGCAAAUUUAUCUCAUCUUCUCCAGGUUGAGCUCCUGCAGUCUGGAGGUGUAUACGGAGAAAUAGGUCUCCGAGCCACAGAUCCUUCAGUUUAUACCGUGUUUGCUCCUUUAUUC
Messenger RNA from Eurytemora carolleeae, 1093 nucleotides. Its product is annotated as BTB/POZ domain and ankyrin repeat-containing protein NPR3. NCBI's taxonomy places the organism in Eukaryota, Metazoa, Arthropoda, Copepoda, Calanoida, Temoridae. Bases 1 to 1008 code for a protein of 335 amino acids. Gene Ontology annotation, molecular function: protein binding. The record is from RefSeq and is a predicted model, not a curated record. The transcript has 13 exons.